AUGGAAUGCAGAUGGGAUGUCAAUGGCAGUGCUGAUUUUUGUUCUGAGGAAGUUGAGAUCAUAUAUUCGGCAAUUCACAGCACUAUAAGUGAGAUAGGAGACAAAUCUUUCGGAUGGCAAGGACGCGAUGUGAAAAGCCAUGUUAUCAAGAUUUGGUUGGAUUUGCUCAAAUCCAUGUUGACAGAAGCACAAUGGUCAAGUAACAAAUCAGUGCCAACCCUUGAUGAAUACAUGACAACUGCAUAUGUAUCGUUUGCUUCAGGGCCUAUUGUCCUUCCAGCUCUGUAUUUUGUGUGGCCUAAGCUUUCAGAUGAGGUUGCUGGACAUCCUGAAUUGCUUAAUCUAUUUAAGGUUAUGAGCACUUGCGGGCGUCUGCUCAAUGACUGGAGAAGCUUUAAGAGAGAAACUGAAGAAGGGAAAUUGAAUGCUGUCUCAUUGUACAUGAUUCACAGCGGUGGCGCUUUAACUGAAGAAGAGGCCAUUGAACAUUUUAAAGGAUUGAUCGACAGCCAGAGAAGACACUUGCUUCAAUUAGUUUUGCAGGAAAAGGAUAGUAUAAUUCCUCGACCCUGCAAGGAUUUGUUUUGGAACUUGAUAAAGAUAUUGCACACGUUCUACAUGAAGGAUGAUGGAUUCACUUCAAACGAGAUGAUAAGUGUUGCCAAGGCAAUACUAAAUGAACCCAUCUCUCUAGAUGAAUUAUAAGCAAAUGCUAUGAAACAUGUGAAUCCUGCCUACUUUUCUGAAUUUCUCAAACCAGCAGCGAGGUAUCUGUCAUUGUUGUUUAUGAA
Molecule: messenger RNA, 791 nt
Organism: Populus euphratica (Euphrates poplar)
Lineage: Eukaryota; Viridiplantae; Streptophyta; Magnoliopsida; Malpighiales; Salicaceae
Product: ent-kaur-16-ene synthase, chloroplastic-like
Exons: 3
Coding region: 1-705 (234 amino acids)
Biological process (GO): gibberellin biosynthetic process
Cellular component (GO): chloroplast
Molecular function (GO): terpene synthase activity; magnesium ion binding
Source: RefSeq, a predicted model, not a curated record